GUCCUAGGCUCCUUGCUAGCUUGCACCAAACUUGCCCCAUCUCCUGCGCAGCGGUCAGUUGGUGCAGCAAGAAGCGCACGUUUGAAAGGACACAACUCUGGGCGUGGGUAGCUUUACCCUUUUCCCGCGAACGGAAUCUGUUGAUUUAUCCUUGACGUGAGGGGAGGGAAUCAUUUCUCAGUUGCUAUCAAGCAUACUGCAUUAUCUUUUAUGUUAGUGGUUGCUCGUUGUGGUGGUGCGGCACGGUGGGGAGUGUCGCGGACGAUCAACAAAGUCCACUUUGGGCGUCUGUCUUUUCCACAUCCUGCAGCUGCCAUGGCAUCAGCAGGCAUCAGCAUGGCUUCGGCCCAGCCGCUGGCCGCGAACCUCUUCAGAUCUGCCACAGAUUCCCCUUCCACUUCUUACUCUAGAGCCAAUGUUGCCGUUGAUGCUAGAGCAUGCUCGCCGGCAUUGGGACGCCAGCGUUCACCUCAAACCCUAAAAGCUCCCAUUGCAGCAGUUCUAGGAAACCGUGCUUUUGCAAGCAGCGCGGGCGUUGAAGGAACACGGCUCGCAUUGCAGAGGAAACUUUUGCUUGGAAGCUCAAUGCAGUGUGGCAAUGCUGCUUCUAACAUGAGGACAACUAGGAGAUUUCACAUCAGCGCCGUUGCUCAGACUCAAAGCUUGACGAAAGAAGACGUCGUUAAGGAGGACGACCCCAGCAACAACGUGUCGGACGCCAUUUUCUCCAAGCUGGGCAUCAACCUGCACCACCGGCCGAACCACCCGCUGUGCAUCCUUAAGGAAGCCAUCUAUGAGUACUUUGAGGGAAGGGAACCUGGAAAGUUCCAGAAGUUCGACAAAGAGCCCCCCGUUGUGACCGUGAAGGCGAAUUUCGAUGAGGUUCUCGUCCCGGCCAACCACAUCAGCCGCAGCUACAAUGACACGUACUACGUGAACAAAGAGACGGUGCUGCGCUGCCACACAAGCGCGCACCAGGCGCAGAAGCUCCGGGAGGGCCACUCGCACUUUCUGCUGACCGGGGACGUCUACCGCCGGGACGCGAUCGACGCCACGCACUACCCGGUCUUCCAUCAGAUGGAGGGCGUCAAAGUGUUCAGCAACGACGAGUGGGUGGACGCCGGCCUCAGCUCCGUGAACUACAUCGAGAAGGACCUCAAGGAGUGUCUAGAAGGCCUGGCAAGGCACCUGUUCGGCGACGUGCAGAUGCGGUGGUGCGACUGCUACUUCCCCUUCACGGACCCCUCCUUCGAGCUGGAGAUUUUCUUCAACGGCAAGUGGCUCGAGGUCCUCGGCUGCGGCGUGAUGGAGCGCCAGAUUCUGCGCAACACGGGCCGCCCCGACGACCGCGCGUGGGCGUUCGGCCUGGGGCUGGAGCGCCUCGCGAUGGUUUUGUUCGACAUUCCGGACAUCAGGUUGUUCUGGACUGAUGACAAGCGGUUCACGGAGCAGUUCAGCGCCGGGGAGCUGCGCCAGAAGUUCAAGCCCUUCUCCAAGUACCCGCCCUGCUACAAGGAUAUCGCGUUCUGGGUCAACGACCACUUUACGGAGAACAACUUCUGCGAGCUGGUGCGGGGAGAGGCUGGAGAUCUCGUGGAAGAGGUGCAGCUCAUCGACGAGUUCACCAACAAGAAGACGGGGCGCACCAGCAACUGCUUCCGGAUAACGUACCGGUCGAUGGAGCGCUCGCUGACAAACGAGGAGAUUGACGCUAUUCAGGAGAAAGUGCGCGAACAAACUGCAAGCAAGCUGAAGGUGGAGCUACGGUAACAAAAGCGUGCGCUUUGGGCUUUAGCUACCUGAUCGCAGCAUUACCUAGCGGACUGUUAUGUGAGGAACUGACAACACAGUUGGUUGGGGUUAGAUUAACAAGCACGUCAACUGGCAGGGGAGUCGCAUCAAGAAGCGUCAAUGUUUGAGUUGCAAAUCUUUGUAUUCCUUAACGGAAUGUGUGUCCGGAUCGUACGAGUCUGUGGAACUAUAGAUUGACGUUGAUCUAUGAACAAAUUACUACUCCGAGUAAACGGCUAUCCCAUGAACAUGUUCACAUCUUGC
Molecule: messenger RNA, 2055 nt
Organism: Klebsormidium nitens
Lineage: Eukaryota; Viridiplantae; Streptophyta; Klebsormidiophyceae; Klebsormidiales; Klebsormidiaceae
Source: the annotation of a GenBank genome assembly